AUGAAAAACAAAGCUGUAAACAUUCCAAGUACUCCGAAAAUAAAGAUAAUCAGUCACACAUCAACUUCAAUUACUAUUCAAAUAAGCAAUCCUGUAGGAAAAGUAAGUUUUUAUCGUGUUGUUGUAAACAGCAAUGAAUCUCUGCCAUAUAUACCAUACCAAAGUUCUAUCCAAAGAUAUUCUAUUGGUGAUCUCAAACCAGGUUCAUACUAUAACAUCAGCGCAGUGGCUGUUUCAAAUGGAAUCAAGGGCUCUCCAUCAUCAACUAUAUAUGUCUUUACAGUUCCAAGUACUCCGAAAAUAAAGAUAAUCAGUCACACAUCAACUUCAAUUACUAUUCAAAUAAGCAAUCCUGUAGGAAAAGUAAGUUUUUAUCGUGUUGUUGUAAACAGCAAUGAAUCUCUGCCAUAUAUACCAUACCAAAGUUCUAUCCAAAGAUAUUCUAUUGGUGAUCUCAAACCAGGUGCAUACUAUAACAUCAGCGCAGUGGCUGUUUCAAAUGGAAUCAAGGGCUCUCCAUCAUCAACUAUAUAUGUGUUUACAGAUAACUUCAGCAUUAGAGUUGUGACUGUUCAAAGGACAACAAACUCUGUUACAAUAGAAAUAAGAAGUUUUGAUCGAUAUAUAAAAUCAUACGAAAUAUUUGUGGAUGACAAUUUAUUUAAAGACGUUCUUCACAUUUCUCAGACGCAAAAUGAAACAAUCCAUAAUUUAGUUCCAGGAACAUUAUAUCACGUAAAAGUUAUAGUUAAAGCGGAUACUGAAAAUAAAGAUGUGAUAUUCAAUAUUGCUACACUUCCUGGACAACCUAGAAGUAUAUCUGUUACACAAGGAACGAAUUUUUCGGAUAUCACAAUAUUGCAGCCAAAAGGAGCAGUUGAUUUUUAUACUUUUCUGACUAGUAGCUUUUGUUUAUCACCAAAUCUAAGAAACUCAUCUUAUAAAGUAGAUACCUUUCCUAACAGAAAAAAUUCAUUGAGACUUCGCACUGAUCCAGGAGUUUGUUGUAUGUUGAAUUUAGUUGCUGUUUCAAAUAACAUUACCAGUACACCUCUUAACAGUACACUCAAAAGACCAGAAUCAGUUCCUGGAAUAGUUGAUCGCCAAUUUAUGCAUAUCUUGGAAAACUCAGUUACCAUAUUCUGGUCAAUACCUCAGCACCCAAACGGAGUUGUAGAUGGAUACACUUUAACAUUUUGGUCUAACAAUAAAAUAGCUACUAUCAGUUUUACCUGUGUUGAUUGUCCUAAUGCAAAGGAUUGCAGUUUUCUUAGUCAUCGACAGAUAAGGUCAGCAACAUUUACAGACAGUACAACAUUUAAUGAUAUCAAUAGCACCAUACCUUUUAAAUGGCGACAAACAAAGUUCAUAUUUACCAUUGACAACCUUCAGCAAUAUACUAACUACUCAUACACUCUAUGGACCUCUACAAAACAAGGAAGCGGACCAUUAUUUUUUGCCUCGUUUCGAACAGUUAAAGGUCAUAUACGUGAAUCUACAUCCAGUGGAUCGAUAAUAGCAGGAGCUGUUGUUGGCAGUAUUGCUGGAACGGCAAUUAUAUUGUUGUUUGGAAGAUUUGUUUACAAAUGGUAUCAGAGGCGGAUUAGAGGAAACACAACAAAAUCCGAUGGAAGGAGUCAACAAUAUGAAGAUAUUUCACCAGAAACAGAAGCCAACGUUUACGAGACACUGGAAAUAGCAAUGUAA
Molecule: messenger RNA, 1707 nt
Organism: Mytilus trossulus (common blue mussel)
Lineage: Eukaryota; Metazoa; Mollusca; Bivalvia; Mytilida; Mytilidae
Product: tenascin-R-like
Exons: 10
Coding region: 1-1707 (568 amino acids)
Molecular function (GO): protein binding
Source: RefSeq, a predicted model, not a curated record